Ctenocephalides felis (cat flea) is the source of this 605-nucleotide messenger RNA. Its product is annotated as heterogeneous nuclear ribonucleoprotein C-like. Bases 216 to 605 code for a protein of 129 amino acids. The record is from RefSeq and is a predicted model, not a curated record. NCBI's taxonomy places the organism in Eukaryota, Metazoa, Arthropoda, Insecta, Siphonaptera, Pulicidae. Gene Ontology annotation, cellular component: nucleus. Gene Ontology annotation, molecular function: RNA binding. The transcript is spliced from 5 exons.
GCGUUAUGUUAGAGGAAGGUCAUCGUGCAGACUUUUCGAAUUCCGGUACGUCGCCGCGUGUAUAAUUUCGCAAAUAAUCGUGUUUGUGUCGAACUAUUUUAGUUAUAUUUCGAAGUGACUUUGUGGUUUCUUUUAUUUUUGGGAAGUGAGAUUUUGCUGAGCAGAACAAUCGGAAUCGAUUUUGUAGACUUCUUCGAAAAGGUGGACACAUUGAGAUGUUCAUCGUGAAACCUGCUCAAAUACCUGCAAAACAAAGCGGUGCCGCCACGAUGAAGAUGAGCAAAGUUAGUAAUCAGACGAAUUCUCAGGACCCGCAAGCCGUGAGCUCGCGCGUCUUCGUCGGCAACCUGAACACGUUCCAGUGCAGCAAAACCGACGUCGAGCGAAUGUUCCAGCGGUACGGACGUCUUGCAGGAAUUUCUAUGCACAAGGGUUAUGCCUUUGUGCAGUUUGGAAAUCCAUUUGAUGCAAGAAGUGCUUGUUUAGGAGAAGAUGGCAGGACAGUUCUUGGACAAGUCUUGGAUGUUAAUAUGGUUGCUGAACCAAAACCACACCAAACUGGACGUAAACGCCAAAAUAAUACAAAAACUGGAAAUGAUUGGUAA